AUGGCAAAGUUAAGUUUACCAGAAUGGAGCGACGUCGAGCGAUAUUUUAAAGACCCUGAGUUAAUAACAGCAGAAAUAUUAUUUGUAGCUUUAACGUUAUGUAACGUUUUUGUUAUGUAUCGUCUAUUUUUAGAUGUUAUACCUUUUCCUAUUUUUGUUACUUGGUGGCAAUUGGCACAAGGUUUACUAGUUGCCUAUGUAUGUGGGGAAUUGGGUAGAGAAUUUCCUAAACUUGCUUAUUUUCCAAAAGUGGAAAUUAAUGAAAAUAUGCUUAAAGUUCUAUUUAUUCCGUCAAUUUUUUAUUGUUUGAUGCUUGUAUUAUCAAAUUAUUUAUUAUAUAAAACUCCAUGUAUAGCAUCAUACCCAGUACUUGUUAGCUUUACUGUUGUCUUUCAUCAUCUCACUCGUUUUGUUGGAUGCGGAGAAGAAUAUAUGCCAUUAAGAUGGCAAUCCAUUUUUUUUUUAUUAGUAGCAUUUAUAAUAGGCUGUUUUGAUUCCAAGAUUAUGGGAAAAGGAGUUAUUUUAUGGGCUUUAUUAUAUGCUCUAUCGUCAGCCAUUUUUAGAGCUGGUUUUAUGCAAAAAAUUAUGCAUUUAGUUGAUGGCAGAGGAAACACUCUACAUAAUAAUCAGCAUCUUUUAGGUGUACUUAUAUUACCUAUAUUAAUUAUAUUAUCAGGUGAAUGGACAGUGUUUCAAUAUAUGCCAUAUGAUUUCACUUCAUUACAUACAUGGCAAAUGUGGGGAUGCUUAAUAACAGUUGGAACAAUGCCCUUUAUAAAAAAUGUUAUAUCAAAUAGGUUGGUUAGAAGAACAGGUCAAGGACCAUGGAGAUUUUUGGAAAUUUUAUCAAUUAUACUUGUAUUUCUUAUAGGUAUGACUUUUAAUGCACCAACAUAUAAGGGAUACAUAGCAAUUUUAUGUGUAAUUAUUGGAAGAUCUAUUGGUGCAUUUGAUGUCUUAUUAAAUGCAUCAGAUUAUAUGCUUGCAGAAGACGAAAGAAGAAGAAAAAAUCCACGAUCUAACUAUGCAAAAAAUAGGCAAAGCACUCAAGCAUCUAAACCAUUUUUGUCCUCAGCUGACAAUGAAGAAGACGAAGAAAGUUCUUAUAGCUCUAAUGAUAGUAAAAGCUAUCAGGGAUCACAAGAUUACGAUGAUAAAGAAAGUGUAAAUAGUAGUUCACAACAAUAUAGUGUUAAUAAAGGAACAAGCAGAAUGGGUAGUUCAUCAAAUCAAACAAGUAAUGCAGGAAUUUCUGGAGAUGAAAGCAGAAUGGGAAGUAAAGCAAGUGCUAGCAGAACGAGUGGAAGAGGAUCAGGUUUUCAAAGCAAAUCUAAAUUAUCUAGAAAUUAUUCAUCAAAGGAACGAGAAAUGCUUGAUUCUCAAGCUUAA
Molecule: messenger RNA, 1389 nt
Organism: Plasmodium gallinaceum
Lineage: Eukaryota; Apicomplexa; Aconoidasida; Haemosporida; Plasmodiidae
Gene: GAP40
Product: glideosome-associated protein 40, putative
Exons: 1
Coding region: 1-1389 (462 amino acids)
Source: RefSeq, a predicted model, not a curated record